UUGAAGCGAACGCACGCGCCUUCCCUUGACAAGUUACAUGGAUUACAGUGGCUAAGAUAUCCAAUAAAAAGUGUACUUAAAGUGAACAAAAUAUAGCUUAAACUCAAAAGUGAAGUAUUUAAAUAGUGAUAUUUGAAAAUGUUCAUUGGAUUACUUGUAUUUUUCGCAUCCAUACAACAUUUAUACAACACGCAUGCUGCUUCAACAAGAAAACACGAUCAAACGCCUAUCAUCUUCCCGGGGCCGAUACAAGACCUCAGCAACCGGUAUGGGUCCGGUCCUGAACCAGUAAGGGUACCGGACGAGUGCCAGGGCAAGAACUUCUGCACCAUCAAACCUCCUGACUACCCGCAAGACAAGUUCAACAAACUCUUCAAAGGACGAAAACAAAUAUCACAGGCAUCUCUGGUGCCUGAGGACUUGUUCGACAACCGGCAGGGAGACCCCAGCGAGGCGGACGGGUGUGAAACCAAGCUCUCUUACGAGCCAUUGUACCAGGUGAGAGCCAGUAGGACCGGUGACUGGAGAACGGUAGUACAGUCACCAGAAGAGAACUUCAUUCAGAGGGUGCGAUUGGAAGAAUGCAGGGACAGUACGACCGCUUGCUUCACAAUAGCCGGGGACCUCGGCAUCGAAACAUUCUGUAAACAAAAAUACAGCGUGUGGGACAUCCUCGUGUCCGACGGGAUGAAUGGCACAGAGCGAGUCAAGACAGAACUUCCCAUCUGUUGUUCCUGCCACUACCGCCUCUGAUACUACUCAAGCACCAUAGAAUAAUGCACACUACGUGCAGAAGGGACAUUCUCCGCCCCGCACCAAUAAGUGCUAUCUGACCACGCCCUCGAGUACCCACUUCACUCCAUAAGACCUUAGAAGUAAGGAGCGUGCGCAUACUGUCUGUCUCCCUUUCACGCACGAGACGGUUACACGUGUACAAAAAUUGCAUUCGAGAUUUUUGUAUGGAGUGUGCCAGCUGAUAACAUGCUACAGACAUAGCGGUGACAGCAGUAGUAUGGUAGCAGUACAGAUAAUGUACUGAAGGUCAGAUGAUUUAGUCUAUAAAGGAUCUAUUAUAACAGCAUCUUACGUUACAUUCCCAGAAUCAGAUUAAUUUGUUUAACGUGGAUAAACUUGUUGAAGAUCAAGUUAUCAUUUUUGAAUCUGCAGAAUUUCACAAGGUUUUAUAGCUGAGGAGAAGAAAUGACAAGAAACCGCAACAGCUAUUACAUAUUUUAAAUCUAGGCAUACAAUACAAGUUAUUUAAUAUUUUGAGGUACCAGGCAUUUUCUCACUUAGGUACCUAAUCAUUAGGUAAUCUUAUAAUAAGCUUUUUUACACAAAUAUAUUCAGCCCCUGCCUCCUUCCUCCUCAUCAUCAUCACCCUAGCGUCAAUCCCGUUGUUAUUCAAUACUGUCAAUAACGUCAGGUCCAGUUUUUAUUACAGAAGCAUCUGCUAAUCUGCCUUCCUUCGUUACCAAAGGGAACAUUACCCUUUACAGGUUAGGUUAUGAUGGACAGUAAGUACCCUAUCCGUUAGAUCUAAAGUACCACGUAUAAAAUAAUGUUAAUGCCAAGUAGCCAAUGAAUGCUUAAGCCCUAUCUGUACCCAUUAGACAACAAUGAGGUGAAACGCCGUGAAACAUCUUUGUCCAUACACGUUGUUGACAACAUUGCACAACACACUGUUGUGCAACGUUGCCGGACGUGUUGCGCGAAUUGUUGCAAGCAGUUGUUGACACUUUUGUUACAGAUUAGUAGGAUUUUUUGUGACACAGCAUUUGUUUUUUAUCAAUCAUUGUACAACGAAAACAAUUACCUACUUAAUAUUGGUAGCGAUUCUGGUAGAAGAAACUUUUAAGAUAUUAUUUUUAAAAGAGCAAGCAAGUGAACUAAAACAAAAUUAAACUUGUGUCUGUCAGAAUCGACACCAACAUUAAAAUUUUUGAAUUAGGGCUAUUUAUUUUAUUACCUUAGGUUUUAUUUGCUUAUGUUAUGUAUGACAGUGGGCGUCGUACGGCUGAUGAUGAUGAUAAUGAUGUAUGAUAUGACAUGUCAAGUCUGGCAGACAAAGACUUUUAUUUUAAAAUUGUCAGUUCUAAAAAUGGCAUCGUUCAGUGAUGCGAUCAUGAGAAAAACUAUAAACUGAAGAGUCUAGCUCAGUACUUAUGUAUAUAAUAUAUAAUGGCUCUGAUUCCUGCAGUACCUCCUAAUUUUAUUUUAUAUUAUAUCCGUCAUGUUUUUAUCCGCCGAAAAGGAAAGGAACGGAUGAUUGACGGAAAGGUUAAUUUUAAAAUUAAUGAAUGAAUGAAUGAAUAACCCAGGCGAAUAAAAUAGGCUUCUCGCUGAUAUGCAACCCGUUUGAAGUGUGCUGUGAACUUUAUUCUGUCGGGUUAUUGGCCAAUACAAAAUUGAGAGAGCUUUUUAAAUUUCAACAUAAAAUUGACGUAUGUUCCAUAAAUUUUAUGCCUGUCGAUUACCUGUUCCUUUCCUUUUCGACGGAUAAGAAAAUGACAGGUAUAAUUUAAAAUAAACUUAGAUGGUGUGUACUGGAAUCAGCACCAUUACAUAAUUAAAUUUAUCUCUGGCUAUAUUGAUACCAAUUAUUAAUUAUUCGAGUACUUAGUUUUAUGAAUAUUUUAUAUACUUACAGGAUGUUAGUGACACCGUAACGAAUACUGAGGGGAAUGAUUCAGUUCAUGAUUCUGAGUUAAUAUCAAGUUGAAUUUUCCGUCCCAAAAGUAUGGAACUGAUAAUAAUUUUAAAAUGUACAAAGAGCAUGAUUUUUCGAUGGCCAACUCCAGUUGAUAUUAAUAUUCGUUAAGCCGCGUUUUCACUUUUCAUUUGGCGCGCGACAUGUUGCCCAACGUGUUUAAAUUUAGCGAGGAACUUUUGUUUACCAUCAUUGUUCAUCAUUGUUCAUCAUCAUUUUUUUUUUUGUGUGAUAGUUUACCUUUUAAUUUUGAAAUUGUAAUUUUUUAUUUUUUUUAUUGUUUUUCAUGUUCAUAGUCUUAUUUUUCUUUUUGUUUCUUUUUUAAUUCAUUGUUUAUUUUUUGUGUUAUAUUAGUUUUUAUAUUGUCUUUUUUCUCGUCAUACAGCGCAUUGGAUUACACUGUAAUGUUGUAUGUACCUUUUUAUUUUUUUAAAUAAAUAAAUAAUAAUAAAUAAAUUGUCAUGCCGCUAGAGGAACUAAAGUUGUUGCUCGUCAUGUCUCCAUUCGACAACAAUUGAUGCUCAACUAACGAUGGUCUCUAAACAAACAACAAGCCGCGCGACAAUUUGCGCUUCAGCUGGCAACGUCGCGCGUUGUUGUGCAACGUUGCUGUAUAUACAUGUUGAGCGUUACGCGUUGCGUGCGCGUCAAUUGUUGCCUAGUGAAUACGAGGCUGUGUCUGUAACACCCUGUAACCAUGUAUUGUGAAAGUUGCUAGUACUAGUCAUUGUAUAUUUUUUAUUAUUAAUAAACACUAAGAUGUAAA
This is a messenger RNA of Pectinophora gossypiella (pink bollworm), 3476 nucleotides long. RefSeq lists its product as uncharacterized. Gene Ontology annotation, molecular function: growth factor activity; Toll binding. The record is from RefSeq and is a predicted model, not a curated record. The transcript is spliced from 6 exons. The coding region runs from base 139 to 753 and encodes 204 amino acids. Lineage: Eukaryota; Metazoa; Arthropoda; Insecta; Lepidoptera; Gelechiidae. Gene Ontology annotation, cellular component: extracellular region. Gene Ontology annotation, biological process: central nervous system formation; innate immune response; regulation of Toll signaling pathway.